GCUUGCCUUACUAUGACAGACAUGGAAGGAACAUCUGCAUCUCCUACACAUCAGAAUGGUGAUAUUCCUGGAACUGCGAAUUCUGUGAAGCAGACAGAGCCAGUCCUUCAGGUGUAUCUUUACCAUUCCCUUGGGAAAGCUGAAGAAGAUUACCUGAGAUUUCCAACUGGGGAGUAUGUCGCUGAAGAAAUUUGUAUUGCUGCAUCUAAAGUUUGUGGUAUCACACCUGUGUAUCAUAAUAUGUUUGCUUUAAUGAGUGAAACAGAAAGGAUUUGGUAUCCACCCAACUACGUCUUCCAUAUAGAUGAGUCAACCAGGCACAAUGUACUCUACAGAAUAAGGUUUUACUUUCCUCACUGGUAUUGUCAUGGCAGCAACAGAACCUACCGGCAUGGAAUAGCUCGAGGUGCUGAAGCUCCUCUUCUGGAUGACUUUGUCAUGUCUUACCUGUUUGCACAGUGGCGGCAUGAUUUUGUGCAUGGAUGGAUAAAAGUACCUGUGACUCAUGAAACACAGGAAGAAUGUCUUGGGAUGGCAGUGUUAGAUAUGAUGAGAAUAGCCAAAGAAAAGGAUCAAACCCCACUGGCCAUCUAUAAUUCUAUCAGCUACAAGACAUUCUUACCAAAAUGUGUUAGAGCAAAAAUCCAAGACUAUCAUAUUUUGACAAGGAAGCGAAUAAGGUACAGAUUUCGCAGAUUUAUUCAACAAUUCAGCCAAUGCAAAGCCACUGCCAGAAACUUGAAACUUAAGUAUCUUAUAAAUCUGGAAACGCUUCAGUCUGCCUUCUACACAGAGCAAUUUGAAGUAAAAGAACCUGGAAGAGGUCCUUCAGGUGAGGAGAUUUUUGCAACCAUUGUAAUAACUGGAAACGGUGGAAUUCAGUGGUCAAGAGGGAAACAUAAAGAAAGUGAGACACUGACAGAACAGGAUUUACAGUUAUAUUGUGAUUUUCCUGAUAUUAUUGAUGUCAGCAUUAAGCAAGCAAACCAAGACAUCUCUAAUGAAAGCAGAGUUGUAACAAUCCAUAAGCAAGAUGGUAAAAAUCUGGAAAUUGAACUUAGCUCAUUAAGAGAAGCCUUGUCUUUUGUGUCACUGAUUGAUGGUUACUAUAGAUUAACUGCAGAUGCACAUCAUUACCUCUGCAAAGAAGUAGCACCUCCAACAGUACUUGAAAAUAUACAAAGCAACUGUCAUGGCCCAAUUUCAAUGGAUUUUGCCAUUAGUAAACUGAAGAAAGCUGGUAAUCAGACUGGAAUGUACGUACUUCGAUGCAGUCCUAAGGACUUUAAUAAAUAUUUUCUCACGUUUGCUGUUGAGCGAGAAAAUGUCAUUGAAUAUAAGCACUGUUUGAUUACAAAAAAUGAGAAUGGAGAAUACAACCUCAGUGGGACUAAGAAGAACUUCAGUACUCUUAAAGAUCUUUUGAAUUGCUACCAGAUGGAAACUGUUCGUUCAGAUAGUAUAAUUUUCCAGUUUACAAAAUGCUGUCCCCCAAAGCCAAAAGGUAAAAUAAUUGUCUAAUCAAACCUUUUAGUCUUCAGAACUAAUGGUGUUUCUGAUGUACCAACUUCACCAACAUUGCAGAGGCAUAAUAAUGUGAACCAAAUGGUGUUUCACAAAAUCAGAAAUGAAGAUUUGGUAUUUAAUGAAAGUCUUGGCCAAGGCACUUUUACAAAAAUUUUCAAAGGUAUAAGAAGAGAAGUAGGAGACUAUGGUCAAAGGCAUGAAACAGAGGUUCUUCUAAAAGUUCUGGAUAAAGCACAUAGAAACUACUCAGAGUCUUUCUUUGAAGCAGCAAGCAUGAUGAGCCAGCUUUCUCACAAGCAUCUGGUUUUAAAUUAUGGAGUAUGUGUCUGUGGAGAGGAAAAUAUCCUGGUUCAAGAGUUUGUGAAAUAUGGAUCACUAGAUACAUAUUUAAAAAAGAAUAAAAAUUCUAUAAAUAUAUUAUGGAAACUUGAAGUGGCUAAACAAUUGGCAUGGGCCAUGCAUUUUCUAGAAGAAAAAGCCCUUAUUCAUGGGAAUGUGUGUGCCAAAAAUAUUCUCCUUAUCAGAGAAGAGGACAGGAAGACAGGAAAUCCUCCUUUCAUCAAGCUUAGUGAUCCUGGCAUUAGUAUUACAGUUUUACCAAAGGACAUUCUUCAGGAGCGAAUACCAUGGGCCCCACCUGAAUGCAUUGAAAAUCCUAGAAAUCUAAGCUUGGCAACAGAUAAAUGGAGUUUUGGUACCACUUUGUGGGAAAUCUGCAGUGGAGGAGAUAAGCCUCUAAGUGCUCUAGAUUCCCAAAGGAAGCUACAGUUCUAUGAAGACAGACACCAACUUCCUGCACCAAAGUGGACAGAGUUAGCAAAUCUUAUAAACAAUUGUAUGGAUUAUGGACCAGAUUUUAGGCCUUCUUUCAGAGCCAUCAUACGAGAUCUUAACAGCUUGUUCACUCCAGAUUAUGAACUAUUAACAGAAAAUGAUGUGUUACCAAAUAUGAGGAUAGGUGCCCUAGGAUUUUCUGGUGCUUUUGAAGACAGGGACCCUACACAGUUUGAAGAAAGACAUUUGAAAUUUUUACAGCAACUUGGCAAGGGCAAUUUCGGGAGUGUGGAGAUGUGCCGCUAUGACCCUCUGCAGGACAACACUGGGGAGGUGGUGGCUGUGAAGAAGCUGCAGCACAGUACUGAGGAGCACCUGCGAGACUUUGAAAGGGAGAUUGAGAUCCUUAAAUCCCUGCAGCAUGACAACAUUGUGAAAUACAAGGGAGUGUGCUACAGUGCUGGCCGGCGUAAUCUGAGAUUAAUUAUGGAAUACUUACCAUACGGAAGUUUGCGAGACUAUCUCCAAAAGCAUAAAGAACGGAUAGAUCAUAAAAAACUUCUGCAAUACACUUCUCAGAUUUGCAAGGGUAUGGAAUAUCUUGGUACAAAAAGGUAUAUCCACAGGGAUUUGGCAACAAGAAAUAUAUUGGUGGAGAAUGAGAACAGAGUUAAAAUUGGGGAUUUUGGGUUGACCAAAGUUUUGCCACAAGACAAAGAAUACUAUAAAGUGAAAGAACCUGGUGAAAGUCCCAUAUUCUGGUAUGCCCCAGAAUCACUGACUGAGAGCAAGUUUUCUGUGGCCUCAGAUGUUUGGAGCUUUGGCGUGGUUCUGUAUGAGCUUUUCACGUAUAUUGAGAAGAGUAAAAGUCCACCCGCGGAAUUUAUGCGUAUGAUCGGCAAUGACAAACAAGGACAGAUGAUUGUGUUCCAUUUGAUAGAACUCUUGAAGAAUAAUGGGAGAUUACCAAGACCAGAGGGAUGCUCAGAUGAGAUUUAUAUGAUCAUGACACAGUGCUGGAACAAUAAUGUAAAUCAGCGCCCUUCCUUCAGGGACCUAGCUCUUCGAGUGGAUCGAAUAAGGGAUAGCAUGGCUGGAUGA
This is a messenger RNA of Orycteropus afer afer, 3402 nucleotides long. It is a transcript of the gene JAK2, whose product is annotated as Janus kinase 2. Gene Ontology annotation, cellular component: cytoskeleton; cytosol; membrane. NCBI's taxonomy places the organism in Eukaryota, Metazoa, Chordata, Mammalia, Tubulidentata, Orycteropodidae. Gene Ontology annotation, molecular function: ATP binding; cytokine receptor binding; histone binding. Gene Ontology annotation, biological process: intracellular signal transduction; cell differentiation; cell surface receptor signaling pathway via JAK-STAT. The record is from RefSeq and is a predicted model, not a curated record.